Messenger RNA from Xenopus laevis (African clawed frog), 5719 nucleotides. It is a transcript of the gene arhgef2.S, whose product is annotated as Rho/Rac guanine nucleotide exchange factor 2 S homeolog. NCBI's taxonomy places the organism in Eukaryota, Metazoa, Chordata, Amphibia, Anura, Pipidae. The transcript is spliced from 28 exons. The record is from RefSeq and is a predicted model, not a curated record. Bases 339 to 3971 code for a protein of 1210 amino acids. Gene Ontology annotation, biological process: positive regulation of neuron differentiation; actin filament organization; cell morphogenesis. Gene Ontology annotation, cellular component: bicellular tight junction; Golgi apparatus; cytoskeleton. Gene Ontology annotation, molecular function: diacylglycerol binding; microtubule binding; guanyl-nucleotide exchange factor activity.
GGCUCAGGGAUUGCUGGAUUCAGCCGGGAGAAAGGGAAAGUGAACAGACAGAAUCACAGCUGGGAAUUAAAAAGAAUUCUACAAAAUUUUGGAAUAUGGACAAGUGAGGCCGGAGAAAAGGACAAUGAGUCGGGGGGGGGGGGUGAGGGCUGCUCCGAAUUUGGGAUUUAGUCACCAGGAAAGAUCCAGGAUCUGCACUCGGCAGGGUGUGUAUUGAACUCUCACCGGGAUUCACUGGCUGAUUCUCCUACACACACUCUUACAGGAAAGGGAAUGAGACAAAUGUAACAUCUCGUUUGGACUGAACUCAAAGCAACGGAGUGUUUACCUUUUGGACAAUGCAGAUCCUAAUCUUAUAUCCUGUUGGGAGCUUGGAUGUUUUUAAGGACUCCAGAAUGAAUAAUGCAGACGUGUUUGUGACUGGCGGGGAAGCAGGGGUCUUCAUGGCGAGGGUUCCCAAACAACGCUGCCUUUCUGCCUUGGACCCGCGGAUACCCAGUGAGGAGGAUUUACACAGUGAGGAGCUGGAUGGAUUCAUUGCAGUCCCAUUGCGGAGGUCCUGCCGCCUUCGAUCAUCCCUGCACUCGAUGGACGCAUUCCGCAGACACAGCUGGGAGCCAGGGAAGAGACUGCAAGAAAUGGAGGCAGACUAUGAGGAACUCAGCCAGAGUUUAAAGGGUCUGGACGCAGAGGAGAUAGAGGGGAAUAUGGGCAACAGGAGAGACCCCCGUCGUACUCCAAUUAUCAGCAGUACGGACGAGCUGGAGUCUUGGCUUUCUACACGAGGGGAAGAUCUGGAAGUGACACAGGAGGAACACGCAAAGAGGCUCCAGGCGUAUCUCUCCUCCCAGCACUAUCUGUACAACCCUCUGUCCAAAUCCGUCUCAAUGUCCGGCAUUGACCGCACCUUCUGCUACCCCGAUGAUGUGACUUUCUAUUCCCAAGGGAGAAACCUGUCCAACGGUGCCUUGAGCUGCGGAGAUUUUGAUGGUUUGGAGACGGAUGAGAAGGAGAACAGAGAAAAGGAAGAUUCUCCUCUAGGGAGGACUCUGAGCUUCAUCCGAAAAAUGGCUGGUGGGAAAUCCAAGAAUAAAGAGAAAGAGAAGAUGAAGGAUUCCAAGGAGAAGGACCCCCGCUACACCAAUGGACACCUGUUCACCACCAUCACCGUGUCUGGGACCACCAUGUGUUUUGUGUGUAACAAGAGUAUAACUGCUAAAGAAGCGCUGAUUUGUCCCACCUGUAGCGUCUCCAUACACAACCGCUGCAAAGAUGCGCUGCCCAGCUGCACCAAGGUCAAACAGAAACAACAGAAAACAGCUUUUCUGAAGAACAAUUCGGCCCUGCAGAACGUCUCCCUGAGAAACAAAAGCACGACCCUUAGAGAACGUCCCAAUUCAGCCAUUUACCCCUCCGACAGCCUUCGUCACUCCAUCCUGGGCUCCCGCAGGGGCCGAUCAUCUUUAUCUCUGUCUAAAAGUGUCUCCACCACCAACAUCGCAGGGAAUCUGAACGAUGAGAGCCCACUGGGAAUCCGCAGGAUCCUCUCCCAAUCCACCGACUCGCUUAAUAUGCGGAACCGGACCCUCUCCGUGGAGUCGCUCAUCGAUGAAGGGGCCGAGGUUGUAUACAGUCAGCUCAUGAGCGACUUCGCCACCGAGGAGAAGGAAUUUGAGGCUGAUUCCUGGAGUCUGGCGGUGGAUAAUAACUACCUCCAGCAGCACAAGAAGGACGUCAUGAAGCGGCAGGACGUUAUAUACGAGCUGAUUCAGACGGAGGUCCACCACGUGCGCACCCUCAAGAUCAUGACCAACAUAUUCCAGAAGGGAAUGCUGGAGGAUCUGCAGAUGGACCCGGCGCUGGUCAAUAAGAUGUUCCCUUGCGUUGAUGAACUUAGUGACAUUCACAUCCGUUUCCUCAUUCAGCUCCUGGAGAGGCGCAAGGACUCGUUGGCGUCCGACAGCAACAAGAACUUUGUCAUCAACAAGUUGGGGGAUAUCCUCAUUAACCAGUUUUCAGGCACCAAUGGCGAACGCCUGAAGAAAACCUACACCGAAUUCGCAAGCCAACAUCAUAAGGCCAUGAAGCUCUACAAAGAACUCUUUUCUAGGGAUAAGAAGUUCCAGCAGAUGAUACGGAAAAUGACCCGCUCCCCACUGCUGCGCAGACAUGGAGUACAGGAGUGCAUCUUGUUGGUGACGCAAAGGAUCACCAAGUACCCUGUCCUCAUUGACCGAAUUCUUCAGAACUCUAAAGGUGAUGAGGAGGAGCACCAGGAUUUGGCCGAAUCCCUGCGACUGUUGAAGGACCUGAUUUCAACAAUAGACCAAGAUGUGCACAACCUGGAAAAGAACUUGCGCCUGCAGGAGAUCUACCAACGGAUAGACAGCAAGUCUGUGGCUCUGGUGGGUGGAGACCCCUUUAGCAAAGAGGAGCUGCUGAGAAGGAAACUGAUCCACGAGGGGUCGUUGCUGUGGAAAACAGCUGCCGGGCGCUUCAAAGAUGUCAUCAUGCUGCUAAUGACAGACACUAUGAUUCUGCUUCAAGAGAAAGACCAGAAAUAUUAUUUCCCAACACUGGAUAAGUCUCCUGUCAUCAGUCUGCAAAACCUGAUUGUCCGAGACAUUGCCAACCAAGAGAAAGGCAUGUUCCUAAUAAGCGCCAAGCCCCCUGAGAUGUAUGAGGUUCAUGCCGCCUCCCGGGAGGUGCGCAACACAUGGAUGAAGCACAUUGCGCAAUCAGUCAAAGUGUGCCCAAAACGUGAGGAAUUUCCUUUGAUCGAGACAGAAGUAGAGGCAAAACUCAGGAAGCUGAGAGAGGUCAUCCAGCAGAAGGACAGAGAGGUGGCUGAACUCCUGGAGGAGAAGGUGACACUCUUUUCCAAAGUGGUGCAACUGCAGGAAGGCGAAAAUUCCUCACUGACGGGCGUCAGUACCCGGUGCCUCUUCCGAACGGACUCGAUGGACAGUUACAGAGGAGAGAAGUUGAUCAGCGAGGCUAUCAAAGAAGUGGAAGCCCUGAAAGACGUGAUCGUUGGGUCCGCGAGCGAACUGCCUCUUCUAAGGACAGAACAGAACCAGACGUCAGAUACGUCCCACAGCCGAUCCAGAGAUUCAACACACACAAACACCAUCAACGGCUCCUGUGAUCUCGGCAAGGACGACGACCCGAAGGACCGGAAUGGGAAUCAGGUCCAAAACAAAAGCCCUCACGAGGAGGCCCUACAGAGGAUUGUCAAUAUCUACAGCUUUCUACAUAGGCUGCAGGCGCUGGUCAUACAACAGGACACGCUACAAGACACGCCAAUGCAGGACGUCAGCGACAAAAAGGAACGCCUGUGCCGGAGCAACUCUCGGGAUCCAAUUCUGGUAGAGCCCUUAUCCAAGACGGUGGAGAAACAGACGGAUCUGACCCUGUUGCAGCGCCAGCACACGCUGUUGCAGGAGGAGCUGCGCAGGUGCCGGCGGCAGUGCGAGGAGAGGGCGCAGGAGGCGGGGUUACUGGAGACCAGGUUGAGGGAGAGCGAGCAGAACAGGGGAAAACUGGAGCGGGAGUUAGAGGAUGGAAAGAGGCAGCUGUCCCUCCUGAGAGAGAAAAGUGAUGCAGGACUGGAGGUCUCCAGGACCCCUAAAGUGUUGGAUCCUCGUAGGCGGAGCUUGCCGGCGGGAGAUGCCCUGUAUCAGACAUUCACUCCUCCCCAGAUCCACAUGGAGCGAAGGCUCCCGUUGGUUCUAGAUGGCCCCGUCCCCAUCAUCACUCUGCAGGACGACUCCGAUCUUAAAGACGACUUCAGUGAUCUGACGGAGCUUGAGAAACUACCGGCCGACACAGAAUGGACAGAGGAGGAGGGCGGGGGGCCUCCAGCUUCUCCCUCCAGUACACGAGAAUUCCAGAGAAUGCAGGACAUUCCAGAAGAAGCAGAGAGUGUUCAGGAGCUGAAAGGGUUGAAUCGGGGAUCCUCGGAGAGUUAAAGAUGCGGCAGUGCGUCAGGACUGGGCUCCCCACUACAGACAUGAGACGGACGCGCUGCUCUAUGAAACACUUUCUGGGGAGCAGUGAGAGGAGGGGGGCCUUUACUAGUCACACUCUGUACCCCACUAGUGUGGCCAGCGACUGGGACCCGAGGGCUGCUACGUGUAAACUGGCCCAGUCAUUGGGAUUUGGGGCAACUCCUCUAAACAAGGCUGGAGCAGGCAGAUCUGCCCAAAGACUUUUUAUUCAAUGAAUAUCAGACUUUUUUUUUUUUUCAAAACCUUGAUGUAAGAAGACGUUUAUAAUCACAGUAUCACUACAAUUUAUACGGCUGCAGUGUAACAUUGAAUUGAUUUGUACUUCUCUGUAGCUGCAAUCAAUAUGGCUGCUCCCACCCACGGGUGCAGGGAAUACUACAAACAGAUCACGGGACAGCGCUGCACAUAUUUGGGCGACAGUCACCCGUGCAGGCGCUUGGCCAACAUGGAAAGAAUAAGGUUUAAAUUUAGGCUUCGCAAAUCCACAUCCCUCAUUGCCCCCCCCCUUACCUGCCCCGCAUCCUCCUUAUUUAUUUAUAGUUUUAAUUAAAAAGUAACAAUUUUAAAUUAUAUUUCUUUUUUUCCCUCUUUUACAUUCCCAAAUGAUGCGCCCACCCCCACCCUGCUGCGAUGUCUUUCAUUUGAAGACUGGUGCAUCUUCCAGCUGCAGGCUCUUGGGGGUUAAUCUGUAUUAAAUGAUCGAGGGCGGGACGUAUAGUUCAACUAUGGCAGAAACCUCUCCGAGCGGCUGAUAAUUCUGACCACCAGGGGGAGCUCUCAGAAGAGUAUUAGGGGCCCGGUAUGUUCCUUCUGUACAAUCAGGUUAUGGCCACCAGGUGUCACCAUUUACAUUCUAUGGAAAACAAGUGAUACCAUGAAGGAUUCUGGGGGUUGUAGUUCAACACAGAGCAAGCUCAUCAUUGUGAUUGGGUGCAUUCCUUGCAAGGCUGCUGUACACUAACCCCCACCCGUAUAAUGCAACCUCCCCCCAAAUAGCUCUGCAGUGUAUUUAUAUUUUGUACGGACGGAUCUUCUGUAAAUAUGUGAUCUGGAGCAGUGAAUUCUGCUCAAUAAGUGUAGAUAUAUUUGUAUUAUUAUUGUUGUUCUUGCCUUGUUUUCACUCAUCAGAAUCUUAUUUGUGUCAUAGUCAUUUACCCAUCAUGCCCUGCAUGCAAGCCCACUUCUAAGUGUAUCUCAGUACUUACCCAGGUACAGAGCUCUAAUGUUUUUGUACUACAUGCUCCUGGGCUGUUCUCUUUCCCAUGGUCAGGCAGGAACCUCCCUCUUGCUAUGUAAAGCCAACCUCCCCAAAACUUACCCAACUACAGAGCUCUGAUUCUCUGUACUUCCUGCUCCUGGGCUGUUCUCUUUCCCAUGGUCAGACAGGAACCUCCCCCUGGGUAAGUGAAUCCAAUCUCCCCCAGUACUUACCCAGGUACAGAGCUCUGAUUCUCUGUACUUCCUGCUCCUGGGCUGUUCUCUUUCCCAUGGUCAGACAGGAACCUCCCCUGAGUCAAUGAAUCCAAUCUCAUGCCAGUACUUAUAGUACAAGAAUUGGCAGCCCUAUGCCCUCGGCUCAAUCAGAGAGCCCUGGUUGCGUUUAGGAGAAGCCCAUCAGUGGGAGGAGCUUGUACAUACACACAAUUUCAUGUAAAUACUUUUAAAAACUUUAUAUUUUGCUUUCUGGUCAAUAAACUGUAUUGAUACUG